CGCGUGCGCACUCGGGUUCCAUUUGCUGAUGCAAGACACUUAUGGUGAAGAGGCUCUGUUCCAUUUAGCUGUUUAUUGUCAUUAAGGCGCUUUUGAAGACUCUAGUUUGAAAAGCGACCAUGUCGGAAGACGAGAUCUUAUUUGACCCCACAACAACCAAGAAAAAGAAGAAGAAGAAGAAGCCUUUUAUGCUCGAUGAAGAAGGUGAUGGAGUCGGUGAGGAGACGCAGCAGGCUGAGCCUCGUGAGGUCGAGCCUGAAGCAGGAGAGGAGCGUGAGGUGGAACCUGAGGAAGAAGAAGGGAAGAAAAAAGAGAUCACAGAUGACUUGGACGAUUUAAAUUUCUUCAAUCAGAAGAAAAAGAAAAAGAAGCCCAAGAAAGUGUUUGAGAAUGACAUCGAAGAAGGCGUGAAGGAGCUGAAGAUUGAAGGUGAGCAGCCUGAAGUGAUGGAAGAUGAUGACUUGGACCUGGUGUUGCCAGCAAAGAAGAAGAAGCCCAAGAAGGUGGAUUUUGUCGAGGAAGGUGACACAGCUGAGAAGGAGGAUGCAGCUCUGGAGGACGACGAGGGUAAAAAUGCAGAUGGCAUCACCUUCAGCUCUCAGACUGGCCCAGCUUGGGCGGGCUCAGAGAGAGACUACACAUACGAUGAGCUGCUAAGUCGUGUCUUUAACAUCAUGAGGGAGAAGAAUCCCGACAUGGUGGCGGGAGAGAAGAGGAAGUUUGUCAUGAAACCCCCUCAAGUAGUGCGAGUGGGAACAAAAAAAACCUCCUUCGUCAACUUCACGGACAUCUGCAAACUGUUGCAUCGACAGCCAAAACAUCUCUUGGCUUUCUUACUGGCUGAAUUGGGAACAAGUGGUUCCAUAGAUGGAAAUAACCAGUUGGUGAUCAAAGGGCGAUUCCAGCAAAAACAAAUAGAGAACGUCUUGAGAAGAUAUAUCAAGGAAUAUGUGACCUGUCACACAUGCCGCUCUCCAGAGACCAUCCUGCAGAAAGACACUCGGCUGUACUUCCUGCAGUGUGAGACGUGUCACUCGCGCUGCUCUGUGGCUAGCAUUAAAACAGGCUUCCAGGCAGUCACGGGCAAGAGAGCACAACUCCGCGCCAAAGCCAACUAAUGUGGCGACCUCCACUCUUUCUGAUCCUCCUUUCCAUUACCAAACCCUGCGCUUCCCCAUAUGGCCACUUCGACUGCUCAGUGCUAGUUUUUUUCUGAGUCAUGGACUUUGAGUGAACUGGUGAAAAAGUUUAAAGUGGAUUUUUUUUUUUUCUCAUCUAAAAGAAAACAUUAAAGUAUAAUAAGCAGGAGGGCUGGACAGCUUAAGCCACUGGUUUAAUGAGUCACAUUGUCUCUCUUUCUCAGAAGGAUCACAGCUUUUGAUUUAAGAAAGUAGUGUGAGAAGCAGGGAAAAGGGGCCAGAGCAUUUCGACUUGUUUUAUUUGCACAUUGGUAGCAGAUUUUGUUCGACUGUUUUUGGUUUCUUUGCAGGAGUGGUGUAGGUGGACAUCUGGGCGAGUGACCCAUGCGCUGUCUGCUCCUGGGUUUUUUUUUUUUUAAAUAAACCAGAACCACAUCACAGAUCUUUAUGAUGACUGAUUUAGCUAGCUUGCUAUUAAGAGAGCUGUUAAUGACCUCUUUGUCAAGCAGGCUUCAUAUAGAUUUCAUUUAGUGAUUUGAUUGAAUUCAGCCUUGAGGAUUUGGAGAGCUCUGCUACCUCUGUGACAAAACCCUGCUGGGAGUCUCGGGCUCUGGCUGCUCACUGCUGUUCUUAGGAUUUUUUUUUUUUUUUUCCUUGUUUUGCUGAUUUAUCUCAAUUUGAUGAAGUGACCUCCACAUAUUAGUUUUAAACAUCUCUACAAAACAACAGAUCUGCACAAUAAUGAGAAAUACAGAGUUGUAUGGUUUUGUGUAGGUUGUUUCAAAAAUAUGGGGCAGGAGAUAUUACAGUGCAGUGUUUCAGAUGAAAGUAAAGAUGGGUGACGUUGUUUAAAACUGAUUUUUUAAUAAAAAUGUACUCUAUAAAAACAGUA
Neoarius graeffei (lesser salmon catfish) is the source of this 2031-nucleotide messenger RNA. RefSeq names its product eukaryotic translation initiation factor 2, subunit 2 beta (gene eif2s2). Lineage: Eukaryota; Metazoa; Chordata; Actinopteri; Siluriformes; Ariidae. The transcript has 9 exons. The coding region runs from base 120 to 1118 and encodes 332 amino acids. The record is from RefSeq and is a predicted model, not a curated record. Gene Ontology annotation, molecular function: mRNA binding; translation initiation factor activity; translation initiation factor binding. Gene Ontology annotation, biological process: formation of translation preinitiation complex; formation of cytoplasmic translation initiation complex; translational initiation. Gene Ontology annotation, cellular component: eukaryotic translation initiation factor 2 complex.